AGACACCUGAAAACUAAGAAGGAGAAAGAGAAGUGGAGUAUGAAACAGUUAAGGGGGAUACAGCUCAUUAAUCAGUAAUACACACUUGUUCAUUUCCAGAUUUUUGCCUUUGCUUGUUCUAUAAGAGUGAACGAAGGAUUCAGUAGCAGGAGGACCAGCGGGCGACUCUAUAACUCAAAGAUGGCUCACUCCCUAAGACAGCGAUUCAAAGAUUACAGGUUAGAGCGACGCAUUCGCAAAAACCGACUGGUCACCAAAGAUGGCCGCUGCAACAUCGAGCUUGGCAAUGUCAUGCGCAAAAAUGGCUUUACCUAUGUCCUUGACUUCUGGACCACCUUGGUGGAGACCCGAUGGCGGUUCAUCAUCUUGUAUUUUGUGGCAUCCUACACCCUUAGCUGGUUCAUCUUUGGACUCUUGUGGUACUGGUUAGCAAAAAGCAAUGGUGACCUGUUGUGGCAGAAUCCAUCAGAAGAUCAUACACCAUGCGUUCACAAUGUUAAUGGUAUGACUUAUGCCUACCUCUACUCAUUGGAGACCCAAACCACAAUUGGGUGUGGCAAUAUAUAUAUCACUGACCAAUGUCCUGCAGGUGUGGCUCUGAUCAUAAUCCAGGUGGUCAUAGGAGUCUUAAUCGGUAUAUUCUGGUGUGGUAUAGUCAUGACCAAACUCACCCUUCCGAAAAAGAGAGCCAAGACCAUCACCUUCAGCAAAUCCGCUGUCAUCUGCCCCAAAAAAGGCACUCUUUGCCUUCAAAUCCGUGUUGCCAACCUGCGCAAGACCUUAAUGAUCGGCAGUCAGAUUUACGGGAAGCUUCUGAGGACAACAGUCACUGAAGGUGAGACCGUCAUCCUGGAUCAGGUCAACAUUGACUUCAUGGUGGACGCCGGGAAGGACAAUCUGUUUUUCGUGAGCCCUUUGACCCUGUGCCACAUCAUUGACAAAAGCAGCCCAUUUUUCGACAUGGCUGUGGACACUUUGCAUCAGCAGGACUUUGAGCUUGUGGUGUUCCUCGACGGCAUGGCCGAAUCCACCAGCUCCUCCUGCCAGGUCAGGACUUCAUACAUCCCUCAGGAGAUCAUGUGGGGCUAUGACUUUCUCCCGAUCAUCUCCCGCAGCAAAGAGGGAAGAUACCGAGUGGAAUUUUCCAACUUUGCUAAAGUGGUGCCUGUGCCAACCGCUCAUUGCUCCCACUGCUACCACAAUGAGCCCGGAAACCAUCUCCAUCUCAAGGGCACUGACAACAAGGGGUUUGAGAUGUUUGACAUGGAGUCAUCAAACAGCACCAAAACUUAAUGCUUUUUGAGUGACUGGUGAACAUUUCAGAAAACAUUCAACACUAAUGCUUUAUAUCUUUCAUUGUGGGAAUGAAAGGCUAGAGGAGUGUUUCAAUAUCUUGAGAGGUACAUGAGUAGCAACUCUCAGGAAUCCAUUUCUUUUAUUAAAUGAACUGCUUUACACUUAGCCAAAACCAAUGUGUGUGCCUUACAUCUCACAAUUGUAAAGUGUGAAUUGUAGAGUGAAGCUAUGGUUCUGCUUUUCUGUUACUGUAGACAUUGAUUUUGGAGUUUAAGUAUUAACUGGGAAUUUAUUUUCAAAAGGUACCAAAAAGCGAACCGUAUCAUUUCACUUUUUGGGUACCCACCACAACAAAAGUGUACCAAAAGCAGAGGAGGCGUACAGCCGAACGCUAUUGGUUUACAGACAUCCGUCACUAGCUCGUGCACAAGCCAGGAGAAUGAAAACAAAGGAAGCACCAUUUUUAAAUACACAGCUGAGACAUUACACCGUAAUAAUAUAUACAUAUAAUAAUGAGACAUGGUCGAACCGAGCUCAAACAAACCUCUUUGUCGUCUUGACGAACAGCCACAAAGCCAAGAAGGAGAGUAGAAUCUACCCUGUGCCACGUAGUUGUUAUCAAGGUCAUCUAAAGCGCGAGCAGUUUCGUUUUCUCACGUGCGUUCGCUGCGCAUCUAUAUUUGCAAAUAACUAACUUCGUGAGCUGAUGAUUAUAACAUGCAUGUGAUAACUGAAGUGCUUCUGACAUUCAAUCCUGUCAGAAACCGACAAACGUGAGAGUGAAGCGUGAAAAAACAAAGGAGAAGCCGGAAAAAGCAAAGCAGCUACUGAUUUUUUCAGCAGCCUAAAACAUGAACACACUGCCAUGUUCAACUAUUAUCAUCACCUUUUGGAAUAUUAUAAACUCGGUAUUACGAAAUUACUUUCUAACGGAGUCUACAUGUGCUGGUGAAGAUUAAAGAUACGGAUGAGAAGUUUGCACUGACUGUAGGCUGUACAGUACGUUGCAUGUUGGACUAAAUGUAUGCUGUGUGUAGUAAAUCUGUAACAUUUCGGAGACUGUAAAGGGCUGUAUGUGUUUAAAUAUUUUGCAUUUAUUUAUUUAUUUUUUAUUAUUGCAGACGAUACAAAGGGCUAUUUCACACUAUCAUUGAUCUAAGCAAAUCCUAGUUAGGUUAGUAAUGAACAUUUAUACACAAGUAUUUAUGUGUAUAAAGCAUCUGUUUUGUGAAAAGUGCCCAUAUAGCUUUUCUUUGACAUUUCCCAAAGCAGGAAUUACGUCGACUGAAACUUUCUGGCACACACCACACCCAUCAAAAGUACCAUUGGUAUCCUUUUGGCAGUGGAAUUGCAAACCUGAAAAAUGUGACCCGUACCAUACCGUACUGUGCCACUCAGUGGAAAUGGGCCAAUACUAAAUCUCCAUCUCAAAUUCCAGCCAAUGCUUUUAUGCUCUGAAUCACUCUGGGGUGCUGUUUCUUUUUACGUUUGUAGAUUUAUUGUAAAUUUGCUAAAAUAUAUUUUAUGAAAAAAAUAAAAAUGAAAGAAGGAAUCUG
Messenger RNA from Danio rerio (zebrafish), 2852 nucleotides. Lineage: Eukaryota; Metazoa; Chordata; Actinopteri; Cypriniformes; Danionidae. The record is from RefSeq and is a predicted model, not a curated record.